AUGGACGAAGAAACUUCGACGCCUGUCUCAACACCAGAGACCAGGUCGACUGUCAAUGGAGAGCGCUCGCUGCCCGCCAUGGCAGAGGCCGAGCUUGCUUCCCCCCUGAGCUCAUCGCCCAUGGAUGCUGAAAUCCUCGACUCCCCCAGCCUCAGUGCUACGACUCCCAAGAGCCACAGGCUUUCAAGGAACCCUUCCUUCUCUGGUAGCAGCAGCACAUACCAGGACGACUGGGAUGCCCUCCCACCGCUUGACCGCUUGACAGUCCUCGACCUGUUAGACAAUUUUGCCCUGCCUCAGCAGCUCGAGAAGCUCCAGAGGGGCAUCUCUGCCCAGACCGACAAGGUGCGACGGUCUCGAGAUGCCUUCAAGUCGAGAACCCAGAAUGCCCGCGACCGAAUGGUGGAGGAAUGGAGGCGGCGUGUCCCCUCGGCCGAUGAACAGCUCGAACGAUAUAGGAAGCGCAUGAGGCAGCGAGUCGAGAAGCUCGGCAAGCAGUGGAAUGAUACAAAGGCCAUCAGCCUCCGAGAGAAGAUAUCCUUCAUCUGUGGCGUUAUGAACAUCUUUGCGAGCGGAUAUCUGAUGGGUGGCUAUCCGGAGUGGUUUCAUAUCUGGUAUACGGCCCAGCUCAUAUACUUUAUGCCCAUUCGGAUUUUCACGUAUCAUCGACGUGGAUAUCACUACUUCUUGGCCGAUCUCUGCUACUUUGUCAAUGUUCUUCUGAGUCUGAGUCUCUGGGUCUUUCCCCAAUCGAAACGGCUCUUCACGGCUGCCUACUGUCUGGCUUUUGGAAACAAUGCUGUGGCAAUCAUCAUGUGGCGUAACUCGUUGGUAUUCCACAGCUUUGACAAGGUCACAUCGCUCUUCAUCCACAUCAUGCCUUGCGCGACGCUUCACUGCAUUGUCCACCUCUAUCCCCCCGAGCUACAGAAGACACGUUUCCCCGCCAUCUGGGCCAUCAAGACCGCGAACCCUGGUUCUCCUACGGCAUACGCCAAUGUCUUCUAG
Messenger RNA from Trichoderma breve, 1008 nucleotides. RefSeq lists its product as uncharacterized. Bases 1 to 1008 code for a protein of 335 amino acids. The transcript has 2 exons. Lineage: Eukaryota; Fungi; Ascomycota; Sordariomycetes; Hypocreales; Hypocreaceae. The record is from RefSeq and is a predicted model, not a curated record. Gene Ontology annotation, biological process: phosphatidylcholine biosynthetic process.